GUGCCCUAGAGGGACUAUUUGGCUUUAUCGGUUAAUUUUAUCUUUUACAUUAUAAGUGUGUGUAAAUAUGUCCUUCCUAGCUAGAUAUUGCAAGCAACAUUUCAGGCCAUCCAAGCUUUUGUUUACUUCAAAGUAUCAAGAGAUCCCUCCUCAUAUAGUUUACAAAGAUAGAUAAAGAACAGAAAAGAGAGAGAAUAUAUAAUAUAUCUUGAUGAAGAUCAUGAAGCAGAAGCAGGCGGAGGCGUCGGCAGUGUUGAUAGCUGUGAUGGUGGUCAUGAGCUAUUGCUUGGCCAUGAUGGAGCCAGGGAGGGUUACUGCCAAGGGUGGAACAUCAUCCUAUCAUCAGAAGAUCACCGCCCGCCCUAGUCAGAGCCUCGAGACCAAAGACAGCAGCAGCGUGAUAGACAACCACCACUCCAUCCCCCGCGAAAGGUACGGCAGCUGGCCAGGCGAUGAUAACAGUGGCGGCACCGGCAGCACCAGUAAUAACGAUGACAGACACGGGCUAUAUCCAUGAACCGGAGCUUGCUAGUCUUAAAAGUUAAAACUAUUUAUAUAUGCAUGCAUGGUUAAGCAGAGCGUAUGCGAUUUCUAUCUUCGUGCCGUGAGAUUCUGAAAUUGUACAAUAUAUAUAGCACGAAACAAGUAGCAGACAUGCAUGAGUGCAUGUCCCAAGUAAUGUUUCCAAUGUAGUGUGUUUGGAUCGUAGUGUUAUGUUUAGAUUCAUAUAAUUUUGAGCAGCCUUGCAACUCAAGGGUCCAUAGC
Messenger RNA from Punica granatum (pomegranate), 765 nucleotides. NCBI's taxonomy places the organism in Eukaryota, Viridiplantae, Streptophyta, Magnoliopsida, Myrtales, Lythraceae. The record is from RefSeq and is a predicted model, not a curated record.